This is a messenger RNA of Parasteatoda tepidariorum (common house spider), 2418 nucleotides long. Its product is annotated as major heat shock 70 kDa protein Ba. The record is from RefSeq and is a predicted model, not a curated record. Lineage: Eukaryota; Metazoa; Arthropoda; Arachnida; Araneae; Theridiidae. Gene Ontology annotation, molecular function: ATP binding; ATP-dependent protein folding chaperone.
AGUUUUCUGGAUAUUUCCUUCCUAGCUUUAAAUAGGAGUGCUCUUCGGGUGCUUCUUUAAUAGGUUUCGAUAUUGAGACAUUGACUACUUAGAGAUAAAAGGCAAUCUCUCUUGUGUACGACCUGCUCUGAUAUUGUGAAGUAUUAAUUGAACUGUGAAUUGCUUAUUUUAAUUGUAUGAAGCUUUUGAAUCUCAAGUGAUAUCGACGUUUGUGUUGAUCUUGCUAUUGAACUUUUCGACAUGCCAAGCAGCAAAGCACCAGCGAUCGGCAUCGAUUUGGGUACUACAUACUCUUGUGUUGGAGUAUUUCAGCAUGGAAAUGUGGAAAUAAUUGCCAAUGAUCAAGGUAAUCGCACAACUCCUAGUUAUGUUGCCUUCACAGAGACUGAACGAUUGAUAGGUGAUGCAGCUAAAUCACAAGUAGCUCUAAAUCCAGAAAAUACCAUCUUUGAUGCCAAGCGUCUGAUUGGAAGAAGAUUUGAUGAUCCAAAAAUCCAACAAGACAUGAAACACUGGCCAUUUAAAGUUCAAAAUGCAGGAGGUAAACCUAAAAUUUGCGCUGAAUUUAAAGGAGAAUUCAAGCAAUUUAAUCCUGAAGAAAUAAGUGCAAUGGUGUUGACUAAAAUGAAAGAAACAGCAGAGAUGUACUUGGGACAGAAAAUUACUGAUGCUGUCAUUACAGUCCCUGCAUAUUUCAAUGACUCCCAGCGACAAGCUACAAAGGAUGCUGGCAGAAUAGCUGGACUAAAUGUUUUGAGAAUUAUCAACGAGCCUACAGCUGCUGCACUUGCAUAUGGACUGGAUAAGAACUUAAAAGGAGAAAAAAAUGUUCUAAUAUUUGAUUUAGGUGGUGGAACAUUUGAUGUCUCCAUUCUUACUAUUGAUGAAGGGUCUUUGUUUGAAGUCAGAUCAACUGCUGGAGAUACACACUUAGGAGGUGAGGACUUUGACAAUAGAAUGGUUGCUCAUUUUGUAGAGGAAUUCAAAAGGAAGCAUAAAAAAGAUUUGAAAACAAGUCCUAGAGCACUAAGAAGAUUAAGAACAGCCUGUGAAAGAGCCAAAAGAACACUUUCAAGCAGUUCUGAAGCAAGUAUUGAGAUAGACGCUCUCUUCGAAGGAAUAGACUUUUACUCGAAAAUCACUAGAGCCAGAUUCGAAGAGCUCUGUAUGGACCUUUUCAGGUCGACCCUGGAACCAGUGGAGCGUGCUUUAAAAGAUGCUAAGAUGGACAAAAACAGUAUUCACGAUGUCGUUUUGGUUGGUGGAUCUACCCGAAUCCCUAAAAUUCAAAAAAUGUUGAGAGAUUUCUUCAAUGGGAAAGAACUAUGCAUGUCUAUCAAUCCAGAUGAAGCCGUGGCCUAUGGAGCUGCAGUGCAGGCGGCUGUAUUGACUGGAAGCACAGAUGAAAAAAUCAGAGAUGUCCUCUUGGUCGAUGUCGCUCCACUUUCUUUGGGAAUUGAGACGGCUGGAGGAGUGAUGACUAAAAUUAUUGAAAGAAACUCUCGAAUUCCAUGCAAAACAUCCCAAGUUUUCACUACAUAUUCUGAUAACCAGCCAGGAGUCGAUAUUCAAGUCUACGAAGGUGAGAGAGCGAUGACUAAAGACAAUCACUUGCUCGGCAGGUUCCAGCUAUCUGGAAUUCCGCCUGCUCCCAGAGGUGUGCCACAGAUUGAAGUGACAUUUGACAUGGAUGCAAAUGGAAUUCUGAAUGUUUCUGCCACGGAGAAAAGUUCCGGGAAAUCUCAAAGCAUUGUUAUCACAAAUGAUAAGGGAAGAUUGUCUAAAGAUGAAAUUGAGAGAAUGCUGAAUGAAGCCAAACAGUAUGAAAAAGAAGAUGCUGAGCAACGAGAGAAGGUAGCUUCCCGAAAUGCCCUUGAAAGUUAUGUUUAUUCGGUUAAACAGGCUGCUGAUGCUGCUCCUGGGGAUAAACUGUCUACUGCUGACAAGUCCAAAGUAAAGGCAACCUGUGAUAACAUUAUUCAGUGGUUAGACAACAACACACUAGCAGAAAAAGAUGAAAUUGAUCAUAAAUUGAAGGAAGUGCAAGCUGAACUGUCGCCGAUCAUGACAAAAAUGCACCAAGCUGGAGGUGGGGCAUUCAAUCCUAACCAAGGCCCAAAAACUGCAACUGCUGGUGGACCAACGAUUGAGGAAGUUGAUUAAAAUUUUUAAAGACUUAUGAACAAUAUAUUAAGUGCUGGCACUUAUUUAUUAUUUUAUAUUGUAUAUACUAUUUUUGUGAAUAUGGACUGCACCAUAAUGUAAGUACUGUCUAUUUAUUACCAUGUUGAUAUGCUAAGUCAUUUUACCUUGAAAUUUAACAUAGAUUUGAAAUCUACCUGAAUGAUCAAAUCUUGCAGAAAAGUCAUAUUUCAUGUAAAUAAUAAGUUUAAAUAAACCAAGACUUAUUUUUUAAAA